Molecule: messenger RNA, 591 nt
Organism: Tympanuchus pallidicinctus (lesser prairie-chicken)
Lineage: Eukaryota; Metazoa; Chordata; Aves; Galliformes; Phasianidae
Product: maternal embryonic leucine zipper kinase-like
Exons: 6
Coding region: 98-352 (84 amino acids)
Biological process (GO): protein phosphorylation; intracellular signal transduction
Molecular function (GO): ATP binding; protein serine/threonine kinase activity; non-membrane spanning protein tyrosine kinase activity
Source: RefSeq, a predicted model, not a curated record
GCCUCGUUUUAGAACAGAAAUUGGUGCCAUGAAGAACUGAAGUCAGCAAGAUGUUUGCUAAUUGUAUCAGGUAACAGAGACAUCAAAGAAAAUAGUCAUGGUCUUGGAGCAUUGUCCUGGAGGGAAGCUGUUUGAUUAUAUUGUUUCUAAGGACCACCUUUCAGAAGAGGAAGCUCGAGUCUUUUUUCGACAGACUGUUUCAGCACUUGCUUAUGUUCCCAGUCAGGGUCAUGCCCACAGAGACCUCAAACCAGAAAAUCCGCUGAUUGAUGAGAAACAUGUUUCUCAUAAUUUGAAGCUGACAGACUUUGGACUCUGGCAAAGCCAAAGGGAGGCCUUGAUGACCGCCUGAACACGUGCUGUUGGAAGCCCAGCGUGUGCAGCACCAGAGCUAAUCCAGGGCAAAGCCUAUAUUGGCUCAGAGGGUUUCCAGAGCAUCUCUGUGCAAUGGCUAUGGUGUCUCUGUUGGACUUUGAAGCUUAUGCAGAAAAAUAUUUACCUAAGAUUGCUUGGGAUUUCUUUGCGUCAGGAGCACAUGAGAAUAGCACCCAAGAUGAAAACAUCCUGGCAUAUAAGAGCAUACAUUUUCGG